AGAUGGGACAAGACCGACUGACUCAUCGCUCUCAGCUGCGGACUAGCUUUUUAGUGAGCGGCCACUCGUUCACUCUUUGUCUUCUGUUCCCAGGCAGGGCCUCUGGGACAGCAGGAAGAACGAUCCGGGACUCAGAACCGGAGCUGAUCUUCCCAGUGGAAAGGCUCAGAAGGGAUCGUCCCUAUCUCGCUUGGAAGACAACUUUCCCCAGGAACCGCUGCAAGCCUCUGGGGCUCUCCCGGGCUGGUCUCCCCGCGCCUUCAACUCUCGGGAUAGCCCGGGGAGAGGCUGAGGAAGGCGGAAGGCGUUCUCCCCAGCUCCAGUCGAGCGGCCGCAGGUCUUUCAGAAGCUGCUUUCCUCCUCCCGGUGUCCAGGUCCGCGGUCUGUGGCGGACGUAGCGCCCGGAGGUUUUCUCCAGCCCGGUUGGCACAGGGCCAUGCAGUUGGGCUCCUCAGACAGACAACCAGUGUCGUUCCCCCUGUCCUCUGGUUCUGACAAGCCCUCCCCAGGCCAGUCACCUGGAAGCCUGCUCCGACCAGCCCCUCCGCACACCUGAGCUGGGCCAAACGCACUCCCCCUUGUUCUCGGCACUGCCACUUCCCUCUUCCGCAGCUUCGGCCACCUCCCUUUUCUGGCUGAAAGGCCGACCCUAGUGUCCCCUACACAAAAGAAAGACGGGCCUCCAGUUCCCGCCCUCUAUUCUCGGUCCCUAAGUGUGAGGUGAACCCCCCUUGGCAGCUGGGCCGCCGCUGGGCGGGGCGGAAACAGGGAGCCGGAGCACCGGCGGCCGAAGAUAAUGUGAGGGAGAGGAGGAGCCCAAGCCUGGUUAGUGGACUCACUCACUUGGGCCAGGUGGAUUCAGAUCUAGCUGUCGGUCCUGGAAAUCCAAGGACGAAGAGAAAGAGCGGCGAGGGGCUCCGGCACUUGUCGUUCUUCCUCCCCAAUUGCUAUGAGACAUUUUUUUCCUUAGGGUUGCAAGAGAGGCUUUUCUUACAGCUCCCCCACGUCCCUCCUCCUUCUCACUGGACUUCAGCAAAGAGCUACCGGAGCCACUGAAUAUGCGGGGAUAGCCUGUCGAAUUCAGCUGAAGCUUCUGAAUCCCCUGUUGACUUUUGACUCCCAAAGAGGGCAGGACCCGUCGUGGGGGCCUUUCGUUGAUUGUAGACUAGAAGAUCCUCUAUGAGCUACUUGCCCGCUUUUCUGUCCUUGGCACUGGACAAUACAGAUCAGAGCCUUGUUGGGAGGGGGUGAUUCGGUAGCCUGCCUCUGUUUUCUUGAUUUCCUCCCGCAGACGUCAAAAGCAAACAUGGGCUGUUUCUGUGCAGUCCAGGAAGAAUUUUAUUGCGAAGUUUUACUCUUGGAUGAGUCAAAGUUAAUUCUCACUACCCAACAGCAAGGGAUCAAGAAGUCAACGAAAGGUUCUGUUAUCCUUGACUACAUAUUCCAUCACAUAAACCUAGUGGAGAUAGACUAUUUUGGACUGCGUUAUUGUGACAGAAAUCAUCAGACGUACUGGCUGGAUCCUGCAAAAACCCUUGCAGAGCACAAAGAACUGAUAAACACUGGUCCUCCAUAUACAUUUUAUUUUGGCAUCAAAUUUUAUGCUGAAGAUCCCUGUGAAUUGAAAGAAGAAAUAACCAGGUAUCAAUUUUUUUUGCAAGUAAAGCAAGAUGUACUACAAGGGCGCCUGCCCUGUCCAAUCAACAUUGCUGCUCAACUGGGAGCAUACGCUCUCCAAUCUGAACUUGGAGAUUAUGACCCAUAUAAGCACACUCCAGGAUAUGUGUCUGAGUACCGAUUUGUUCCAGAUCAAAAGGAAGAACUUGAAGAUGCCAUAGAACGAACACACAAAACACUAAUGGGUCUAGUACCUUCUGAAGCAGAAAUCAAAUACUUGGGAAUUGCCAAAUCCUUGGAAAUGUAUGGAGUUGACCUCCAUCCUGUCUAUGGAGAAGGCAAGUCUGAAUAUUUCUUAGGUUUAACUCCUGUGGGUGUGGUUGUCUACAAGAAUAAGAAACUAGUAGGGAAAUAUUUCUGGCCGCGAAUUACAAAAGUCCACUUUAAAGAGACACAGUUUGAACUCAGAGUGCUGGGAAAAGAUUGCAAUGAAACUUCAUUCUUUUUUGAAGCCCCAAGUAAAAGCAUUUGCAAACAUCUCUGGAAGGGCUGUGUUGAACAUCACACGUUCUUUAGAAUACCAGAGAAUGAAUCAAAUUCUUUGUCAAGAAAACUCAGCAAGUUUGGUUCCAUGAGUUAUAAACAUCGAUACAGGACAGCUUUACAAAUGAGCCGAAAUCUUAAUGUUCCUCUCCCCCGGCCAAAUCAGAAGGUGGAAAGAAGUCGAAGCAAGACUUACCCUAAGAGAAUAGCACAAAUACAACCAUCAGGAUCAAACAAUAUAAACCAGGACACAGCAAAUAUGGAAAAUGGAGUGAAUGAAGGAACCACCAAAAUUAUUGCACCCGUGCCAGUUAAAAGCUUUAAGAAGUCAAAAUUUGAAAAUAGCCCUGAAACCCAAAGAAGCAAAACAAAUGCACCGUGGGAAGAAAAUGGACCUCAGGGAGGACUCUACAAUUGUUCCAAUGACCGUAAUAAAUCACCAAAGUUUCCUUAUUCGCGAAGACGAAACCCAUCUGGCAGUAGUGACCAUGAGCCUGGACAGCCAAUUAGGAGAAGGAAAGCACGUAACAGUGGUGAAGACUCAGAUCUAAAGCAAAGGAGAAGAUCCCGGUCACGAUGUAACACAAGUAGCGGUAGUGAAUCUGAAAAUUCUAAUAGAGAACAUCAAAAAAAGAGAAACAGGUUAAGGCAGGAGAAUGGCAUGGUUGAUUCAGCGCCUCAGUGGGAAGCGGCACUGAGGCAGCAAAAGGAAAAAAAUGAAGCCAGCUCCAACAACAGGCGAUCCAGACACAGAUCACGCUCGAGAAGCCCAGAUAUCCAAGCAAAGGAAGAACUGUGGAAACAUAUUCAGAAAGAACUUGUGGAUCCUUCUGGAUUGUCAGAAGAACAAUUAAAAGAGAUUCCUUACACCAAAGUAGAAACUCAAGGUGACCCAGUUCGCAUUAGACAUUCUCACUCACCUCGAAGUUACCGCCAGUACCGCAGAUCCCAGUGUUCAGAUGGAGAGAGAUCAGUUCUGUCUGAAGUGAAUGCAAAGACUGAUCUUGUGCCCCCACUUCCUGUGACUCGGUCUUCGGAUUCACAAUGUUUUACUGGUUCUACUUCCUAUCAGAUUAGAAUUGGGUCCAAAGACAGUCUGAUACAAGAAAAACCUCAGCUCUCUACAAGCAACUUGGAUGGAAAACACAGCACAAAGAUAAUAAAGACCAUACAAACAUCCCACUUCAAAAUAGACACUUGAUCUGUGA
This is a messenger RNA of Sarcophilus harrisii (Tasmanian devil), 3368 nucleotides long. It is a transcript of the gene EPB41L4A, whose product is annotated as erythrocyte membrane protein band 4.1 like 4A. The transcript is spliced from 23 exons. Gene Ontology annotation, cellular component: cytoskeleton. Bases 1307 to 3361 code for a protein of 684 amino acids. Lineage: Eukaryota; Metazoa; Chordata; Mammalia; Dasyuromorphia; Dasyuridae. The record is from RefSeq and is a predicted model, not a curated record.